Mastomys coucha (southern multimammate mouse) is the source of this 1495-nucleotide messenger RNA. RefSeq names its product forkhead box L1 (gene Foxl1). The transcript has a single exon. Gene Ontology annotation, molecular function: DNA-binding transcription factor activity, RNA polymerase II-specific; RNA polymerase II cis-regulatory region sequence-specific DNA binding. The coding region runs from base 183 to 1211 and encodes 342 amino acids. NCBI's taxonomy places the organism in Eukaryota, Metazoa, Chordata, Mammalia, Rodentia, Muridae. The record is from RefSeq and is a predicted model, not a curated record. Gene Ontology annotation, biological process: regulation of transcription by RNA polymerase II; anatomical structure morphogenesis; cell differentiation.
CAUAAUAGCAAACUUACAACAAUUAUUUAACAUUUUUAAAGCCAUGAAGAAGGGACAGAGCGCACAGCGGCUGAGGAGAGCGGCUGAUCGCAGGGCAGACACACGGAGGGCUCCCCAGGAGGGCCCUGGCGUGGGGCAAAGUCCUUAGGACUCCCUGGUGGAGCAGAGAAGCUUCUGUCGCCAUGAGCCACCUCUUCAGUCCCCCACUGGCCGCUCUAGCAGCCUCGCCGCUGUUGUACUUGUACAACCCCGAGAGGCCCGGGCUGCCCCUGGCCUUCGCCCCUGCGGCUGCACUGGCCGGCCCGGGCCGUGUCGAGCCCCCGCAGAAGCCGCCCUACAGCUACAUCGCGCUUAUAGCCAUGGCCAUCCAGGAUGCUCCCGAGCAGAGGGUCACACUGAACGGCAUCUACCAGUUCAUCAUGGAUCGCUUCCCGUUCUACCACGACAACCGCCAAGGCUGGCAGAACAGCAUCCGCCACAACCUGUCGCUCAACGAGUGCUUCGUGAAGGUGCCACGUGAGAAGGGGCGGCCGGGCAAGGGCAGCUACUGGACCCUGGACCCCCGCUGCUUGGACAUGUUCGAGAACGGCAAUUACCGGCGGAGGAAGAGGAAGCCCAAGCCCGCCGCGGGUUCCCCAGAGGCCAAGCGCACCCGGGUCGAGCCGCCGGAGUCCGAGGCCGAGGUGGGCUGCGAUGUAAGGUCCCCGGACCUGGCCACUGCACGCCCGACGCGCGCGCCGGAUCGCUCCCAAUCCCCGGCGGUAGGCACCGCGCGGCCCGCGCUCCUUCCCUGGCCCGGCCCUGAGCCCCGGGACCCCGACGCGGACGGCACAGUCCAGGGGGCAGGAGCAGUGGCGAGCGGCCAGCCCGAGCGUCCCAUACACCACUCCGUACACCAGCUGGGGUCCCCUCUGCGCCCCGCCCCCAGUGACUCCCCCAAAGGUUCCAAGUCAAAGAGUUUCAGCAUCGACAGCAUCUUAGCCGUGAGACCAAAGCCAGCCUCAGGGGCCGAAGCACCGGCGAUCCCUAAGCCCGUGCCUAGCGCUCUGGGCUCCUCUCUGCUGGCCGCCUCCUCAGGCCUACCGCCUCCCUUCAACGCUUCGCUGGUGUUCGACGCGCACGUCCAAGGCGGCUUUUCCCAGCUGGGGAUUCCCUUCCUUUCUUAUUUUCCUCUGCAGGUUCCCGAGGCCACGGUGUUUCGCUUCCACUAAGGCAGAUUAGCGGCUGCUUCCCCGCCCCGCGAUCCCCCACUUUCAGCGAGCCAAUGCCUGUGGGCGAAGGAGUCGCCCUGCUCUUUGCCCUGGCAGAGACUGUGGGUCUGGAGCAGUGUACCCAUGCCGGCCAAACUCGGUGCACUGAGGGGCCAUGUCCAUCUGCUUUCUCCGAAGAUGACUUAAACAGCCACCGAAAGCUUUGCGAUUUAAAAGACCAGUCCAGGAGAGGAAGUGGUCGACGCACACUCAGCGCUCACAGUCCAUCUCCUGCAGAAGCCCCU